Molecule: messenger RNA, 1215 nt
Organism: Aureobasidium vineae
Lineage: Eukaryota; Fungi; Ascomycota; Dothideomycetes; Dothideales; Saccotheciaceae
Source: the annotation of a GenBank genome assembly
AUGACCGACGCCCAGUUCUUCAUCGACUCGGCACGGCAGCAGUACAAUGACUUUGCUGGCGGCGUAGAGAGACACUUCGAAAAUGUUGCGACGCAGCUACGAGACUGGCUACCCGAGCAGAUGCGACCUCGUCCUCCGCCACCACCGCCAUCUCGCACGCUGAUUCCUGCCACAUACUGGAAUCAAGUCAACCGAUGGGUAUCGCGCAACACUGCUCUGAGUGCUGGCAUCCUCACCUUUGUCGGUACAGGUGCUGUUCUGGUCUUCAUACAGAGGUCAACACAUGUNAAAAAGAGAAGAGCUAGGAAGUCGAACAAUGGUGCAAGAACAGAGGUUGUCGUCCUUGCUGGUUCUCCGACAUCACCCCUCAGUACUGCUAUCGCCAUGGACUUGGAACGUCGUGGCUUUAUCGUCUAUGUCAUCACCAGCACCAGAGAAGAUGAAGAACACCUCCGCAAGCAGUCGCGUCCAGAUGUGCUCCCCUUUGACCUUGAUCUCAUCCACCCCGACAAGGCCGAAGGACAAAUGCAAAGAUUUCAUCAUUUCCUGGCGCGCCAUCACCAUGCUUUUGAUGGAGCUUCUGCUCAUCGCCUGACAUUAGCAGGCGUCAUUCUCGUUCCAGACAUCUCAUCCGUUGCCGUGGGAUCUAUCUCACAGCUCUCACCAGAAGCUUGGUCAACCGCUCUGAACGCAAAAAUCUUGCAUACCAUCACCGUCGCACAACAUAUGCUCCCACUCGUGACCGAGUUCAAGAGCAAAAUACUCCUUCUGACACCAAACGUUGUUUCGUCAUUGCGACCGCCUUAUCGUGCAAUCGAAAGCACCGUAUCCUCUGCACUGGGCGCAUUCGCUGCAUCCUUAUCGUCAGAACUCAGCCUUCAAGGAUUGCAUGCUUGUCACUUCAAGCUCGGAAACAUCGAGAUCGCCGGGAGCAAACAGAAAAGAGAUGAGAACAAGAAGGCCAGGGGUAUGCCAGGUACAUCGAUACGCAAACUCCACGAGGCCAUGUUUGAUGCGUUGCACAGCAGCAACCCUAGUCGUACAUGGCACGUUGGCAGGGGUAGCUUGAUCUACGACUGGAUCGGAUCGUGGGUUCCCAGUGGAGUCGUAGGUUGGAUGAUGGGAUUGCAGCAUGCACCGAGAAACGAGGAUCAGCAAACUCCUGAACUCGAAGAUUCGUCAAGCGACCGAUCGAUCACAUGGGAGAAGAUUUGA